Ctenocephalides felis (cat flea) is the source of this 3609-nucleotide messenger RNA. RefSeq names its product homeobox protein prospero-like. The transcript has 8 exons. Gene Ontology annotation, molecular function: RNA polymerase II cis-regulatory region sequence-specific DNA binding; DNA-binding transcription factor activity, RNA polymerase II-specific. The coding region runs from base 355 to 3609 and encodes 1084 amino acids. Gene Ontology annotation, cellular component: nucleus. The record is from RefSeq and is a predicted model, not a curated record. Gene Ontology annotation, biological process: regulation of transcription by RNA polymerase II. NCBI's taxonomy places the organism in Eukaryota, Metazoa, Arthropoda, Insecta, Siphonaptera, Pulicidae.
AUACUGUUUACAGGCUGUUUUGUUGCUUUUCGUUCUGGCCAAAGGCUUAAUUAGGGGUGGGAAUGGGAUAGCAAUUGGAUUAGAAGGAGAGCUGGGAAACAUUCCUGCUUUUUCCUCACCCUAUAGUACUUCAAGAACACAUAAAGGAAAAACAUAACGCAUUUAACAACGGCAUCUAUAAUCAAGUUCGGGCGGCGAUGGGAAGGUAAGGCUUCGUCGAGCCAGGAGCGCGAACCGAGGAGCGAGUCAGCCGCGUGAACUGUACAGUGGCAGGGAGCGAGAGGCACUAUUGUCGCUGGGUCUCCCACCACGCCGACGGAGAGGUCCGUCGGCCAAUAACGUGCGGCCGUUCUUAUGAUGUCAUCGGAGGAGGAUACUGACUGUUUCGGCCUGUACGGAGAUAAACUAUCGAAGAAGGCGAAACGCACCAGACAGCGAGUGGACGCCGGAGAACCAAGAAAUAGUUACUCGUCUAUACCGAAUUUUAGUUCACGGCCUUCCUUCAUGAGCGGAGGCAUAUACGGGGCUAUCUUCAGCCAGAACCAACAGCACUUCGGGUUGUUUGGUCCCGGCUACGGUCCAGCCAAAAUGUUGAACGAGCUACUCGGACGUCAGGGCCAUCCUGGUGACGAGGGCGCCUGCGACGCGCAGGAUCAGGUAGGUGGUGGUCGUCAUUCAUCUGAAGAUGGCGGUUCGCCAUCUCCGCAUGCUACUGAAUUGGCUCAUCACAUGCUGCGUGAUAUUCUGCAGGGCCGCAAGAAGGAGCUGAUGGCGCUAGAGAGCGAACUGCGAGCCGGUCCCGACAACAAUAAUUGCAUCAAGAAUAAUAAUAAUAAUAACCAUCACAACGGUGAUGGUCAGUGUGUAUCCGCGGAUAGUGAAAUAAGUGAAGUGGUCGGCGUUAGCGGACGUGCGGAGGGUGGUUCUUUAACGACAGAUAAUAGUGUUGUGGUCGAUGAAGACAUUGCUGCGCCGUCUGAGGAGACGCCAAUGGACUCGGAACAUUCUUUGCCAGCGUCACCACUGCCAACACUCAAGAACGAACCGGAAACAGUGGAUACAAAUAAUACAGAUUCGCGUGUUAAAGACUUACAACCCGGUUCUCCCGAUAAAAGUGAUCAACCGGCACCGUUAGAUAUGAAACGUGCGCGUGUGGAAAAUAUAGUGUCGAGCAUGCGCAGCAGUCCUGCUCCGCAACAAGUGAAUGGUUGUAAGAAACGUAAAUUGUAUCAUCCCCAACAGCAUGACAAUUAUUCGCAAUUGGGAAUUAAUAUGCAGCAGUUAUUAAUCGAAGACGAAGAAGAUGACGACGACGAUGACGAUACAAUAGAAACACCGCAUACGUUGUUACAAAAACGUGUUGAGAAAAAUGCAUUAAAAUCACAGUUGCGUAGUAUGCAGGAGCAACUCGCUGAAAUGCAACAAAAAUAUGUGCAAUUGUGCUCGCGAAUGGAACACGAAUCAGAUACUCAAGAAGUGGAAGAAGUUACAAGUGAUCUUGAACAAGAUGUAGUGAGUCAAACAUGUACAGAAAAACGAACACCUAUAUCAUCACCAUCCGUUAAAACGACACAAUCACCGCCACCAGUGCAACAGACGGCGCCGGCGCCAGCUAAUAUUAUGUCACAAGUGAUGAGUAAAAUGAUGUCAGCGGCAAAAAUUCAUCCACACGCACAUCAAAUGCGACAUCAAAAUCCGCACGGUAUGCCUGCAGCAUUUAAUGGACCUCAACAUCCCUUAUUGCAACAGCAAAUGCACGCGGAAGCGCACGGAUUGGCAAUGGGCCACCCACAUGUACAACAUCCACAUCACGCUAUAAGCAAUGCUGCAGCAGUAUAUUUGGGUGUUAGUCAAAAAUUAUUCAUGGAGCAAGAAGCUAGAAUGGCCAAGGAGGCAGCAAUGGCUGCUCAUGCUGCAGCAGAUCAGCAACAUCAUCAACAACAACAACAGCAACAUCAACAGCAGCAGCAACAACAACAGCACCAGACACCGCAUAUGAAUCAUUCGCAGCACAUACCCAAUCACAGCGGCCCAGUCGCACAUCAAAGUAAUUCACAGUCGAGUCAAACUCUAAAUCAAUCACAGCAAUCGCCACAGUCAAUGGGUAAAGAUAGCACAAACGAAAGGCCACGACCUGCAGCAGUAUCGCUUUCUAUGAAUCAAGUUACAGGUUCAGAUCUAGAGGGACUAGCCGAUGCUUUGAAAACAGAAAUCACAGCCUCGUUGUCAUCGCUUGUGGAUUCAGUUGUUACGCGAUUUGUGCACCAACGACGAUAUCUAGGAAAACAUUCCGAAGCAGCGGCAGCAGCAGCGGAACAGCUGAACAAGGAUCUCCUAUUGGCUUCGCAAUUGCUCGACCGCAAAAGCCCGCGUGCAAGGCCUCCUCCAGUGACAGAUCGUGGUAGCCAAGCGACACAGCCGCAGCAGCCCAAUCAACCAGCAGGUCCUUUCCAGCACCCAAAGCCGCCGCAGCAAUCGCAGCAACAGCAGCAGAUGCAGAUGGCCAUGUACGCACACAACGGAGUCAGCCCGCACGGAGCGUCGCAAAACAAUAUGUUUUGCAAACCAGAGCCGAUGGAGACCAAUCCAGAGCAGAACGAGGCGCUGAGUCUCGUGGUCACGACAAAAAAGAAAAGGCAUAAGGUUACAGACACACGCAUCACGCCGCGAACAGUGAGCAGGAUUUUGGCGCAGGAUUCGCCCGAACACGGUUUAAGCAACGGAGCAGCAUCAGAUUGUCCGUCACCUCGACCGUACCAACAGAACCCACCCCCGCCUCCGCCACCGCCGCCGAUGAUUCCGGUGUCGUUACCCACUUCAGUAGCGAUACCAAAUCCUUCACUGCACGAAUCCAAGGUAUUCUCCCCGUACAGUCCGUUCUUCGGCGCUCACGGCCCGCACAUGUACCACAUGGGCGGCGUGGGCCCCCACAGUCCGCCUGGAAUGGGAGAACCGCGCGAUUCACCGCCACUGCCGCACCCGCCCGCCAUGCUUCAUCCUGCACUACUCGCAGCAGCACACCACGGCAGCUCACCGGACUACGGGCACCUCCGAGCUGCCAUGGAGGCCAACGAUCGCAACUCAGACUGCAACUCGGCGGACAUCUCAUACGAUGGAGUGCGACCUACAUCGUCAACAUUAACCCCAAUGCACCUGCGAAAAGCCAAGCUGAUGUUCUUCUGGGUCCGGUAUCCAAGUUCUGCUGUCCUGAAGAUGUACUUCCCAGAUAUCCAAUUCAACAAGAACAACACAGCGCAACUGGUUAAAUGGUUCUCCAACUUCAGGGAAUUCUAUUACAUUCAAAUGGAGAAGUAUGCUCGGCAGGCAGUAAGCGAAGGUGUCAAAAAUGCUGAUGAAUUGCAAGUUGGAGGCGACAGCGAAAUUUAUAGAGUUCUAAAUCUUCAUUACAACCGGAACAACCACAUAGAGGUUCCAUCAAACUUCCGUUACGUAGUGGAGCAAACGUUACGAGAAUUCUUCAAAGCGAUACAGGGCGGUAAAGAUACGGAACAGUCGUGGAAAAAAUCGAUCUACAAGAUCAUUUCCCGACUGGACGAUCCGGUUCCUGAAUACUUCAAAUCUCCAAACUUCCUGGAACAAUUGGAGUAA